UGGAGUGUAAUGCUAGAUUAGAAAUAAGUAGAACAAAUUGUGCACAAAAAGUGUAAUUCUCAGUGUGGGUGUAAUUAAUAGCGUACAAAGCGAAGAAAAAGAAGAAAGAAAAAUAAGAACGAUAAAGCAGCAGACGAAAGGAGCAACAGAAAAGUGUCUAAUUGCACUAAGUGAGAGUUGACGAUAGAGAGAAAUAAGUGAGAGAUUUGCAAUAAAACCAGUCGAAAAUUCAAAACAACAACAAAAUAGACGAGUGUGUGAGUGCCACAAGUCCAGAUAUCCAAUAGGAAAAAAAUAGAAUUUCUAAGGCUACUACUGUGAAGGCACUUCCGUGGGCGUCUUGGACCAAGGAAAUAGGAAGCCAUCUCAUAUUUACGGUGCAGCGCGGGAGGAUACCAGGAGUACAGAUUUUUGCGAGGAUUCGAGAGUGUGUUCUGGGAUUCGAGAAGGUGUAUUUGCGAGCCAAGGGAGGUGCCCUUGACGGAAAGAAAAGUGGAUUAGCGGAGAAAAUCGGAGCGCCAUUGUUGUUUUUCUGGCUUUUCUGGAAAGUUAGUGUACGUUGAAAGUUUUUCCAGUGGAUAAAAGUGCCUGAGAAUUGUUUUAAAAGUGCUAACCCGCGAACGUCUGAACGCCAGGAGGAGCGACCAACUUUUCUUCUCGAGGAAAAAAAACAGCCCGUACAAAAACGAUGACGCAGUUUUUGUUUUGAUCAAUUUCAUCUUUUUCGCUGCUUUUUUCUUCAAAACAACAGAGAAAAAAUAUGAAUAUUGAGUUCGCAGUAACAGAAAUCGCAACUGAAAAUGUCCGCCGAUUCCCAACGACGAUCAGCGUCCAGCAGCGCGACCGCGGCUGCUGCGCGCUGUAUGCCGGCGAUAGUGCCCCCGCAGGCCGUUAGUGAUCGGUCGAUCAUCGACAGUGUGGCCGGAUUCAUCAACGAUGUAACGCUGCAGACGCAAACGCCACAGGGCGAUGGCAAAGAUCACAUCCUGUGGGCACGGUUCGAGAGUACCGCCGACAUCAGCGAUCCCUGUCUCGGGGACGACUGGGAGCUGGAAGGGGGCAUCGCCCCACCGCUCCUGCUGAUACUGGGCUAUAUCAACGGGAUUCAGGUCUGGAUCAUCCCAGCGAAUGGGGAAGCGAUUGAGGUGCUUUCGUGGCGCCAUGGUAGCGUGAAGUGCUUACGGGUUCUGCCGACCCCAACUUUCGGAGACGGCGAAUCGGCCACCGAACCCAACGACCAGUUCAUCCACAAGCGACCGCUUAUUGCUCUGUGUGACUCAGCCUCAAGUGGGGUCGUGGGAAGUAGUGGUGGCAUGUCGAGCGGCAAUCAGUCGCAGUACUGCUCGAUUAACUUCAUAUCACUAAAGGACGGCGAGAACGUGAAGAGUAUCAAGUUCAAGAAUCCGAUAGUGGAUAUCCUUGCGAACCGAUCAUCGGUGGUGGUGAGCUUUGCGGAGCGGAUAGCCAUCUUUGAUGCUCGUACGCUGGAGGACCGGUUGACCGUUACCACGUGCCAUCCCAGCCCUGGAUUGAAUCCCAAUCCCAUCGCACUGGGUCCUCGUUGGAUUGCGUAUGCCGAAAAGAAAUUACUUCCAUCGAAACGGUCCAGUGGAGGAUGCGAUGGAGAUGGGGUCACCAGCUAUACGGCCACGGUUUUGAAUGCGGCGAAAAGCUUAGGAAAAGGUUUACGGGAACUUGGAGAACAAAUGGCAGCCGGUUUGACCGGUGGCAGUCAUUCGGGACCUAGUUCAAUUAGCGGACUAUCCGGUUGUGGUUCAACGGGAAAUGUAGCAAGCGAAGGCAAUCAGCCAGGAAUUGUUACGAUACUUGAUAUCAAGUAUCCGAUCAAGGAUGUUAGUCCCACUACGGGAACUCCGAUUGCCAGCAACGGAAACGAUCCAAUGGUUGCACAUUUUGUAGCCCACUCGGAAGCCAUUGUAGCGUUACAAUUUGAUGCUUCCGGAAUGCUACUGUUAACUGCGGACAAACGUGGACAUGAUUUCCACGUCUUCCGAAUCCAUCCGCAUCCGAGCGGGCCCUCGUUGGCUGCGGUUCACCAUCUGUACAUUCUGCAUCGCGGAGAUACCACGGCCAAGGUACAGGAUAUAGCGUUCUCGUUAGACUCCCGAUGGGUAGCGAUCUCAACUUUACGAGGAACGACACAUGUCUUUCCGGUGACUCCUUACGGGGGUCCAGCUGGAGUUCGGACACACGGUUCCCCUCAUGUUGUAAAUAGAUUAUCUAGAUUUCAUCGUUCUGCCGGCCUGUCGAUUGACGGCCGGUCCAGCAGCCCCGUUUCGCACAUGGAGCAUCCUGCGUCUCAAACUCCGACAUCCGCCUACGCUAAUCCACGGAUUCCACCGUUCCCACAUCCCACGAUCGUCCAACCGCUAGCGCAGCUGCGGCAACCGUCGAGUCUUGGCACUCAAUCGAACAGCAGCACGAACGUCAAGAGUUCCACUGGCAGUGGCCGUCAACGGAACUCUUCUUCCUCCUCGGAUGACCUCGUAAAGCCACUACGGGUUUGUGCUACCUUUGCCAAGGCACGUUCCUGGCUGUUGGACCCACCGGGAUCGGCCAGGGACACUCCCGCACAUCGCAUCCAGCGGAAACCGGUAGAUUCACUAUUUAUCAUAGCCGCCCACGGGGCAUUGAUUCAGUACGACUUGGAACCGAAACAUACAACCAACAUCCCCAAAGAGAAAGUCUGUGAUGACACACCGAUCGAGCUGGAAGUGGAAGCCAAGGCACAGUGGACUCUGCAGCGCCAGGAAAGUGCCACCGCAAACGACAUCCAGCCUCCGCUGCCGUUGGACAAUUGGCUCGUGAAGGAUCGCUUUCUCGAGGAAGUCGUCGGAGAUGUUGUUAGCGAUUAUGGUAGCUUCGAUCAUCACCACCGCGGUGGCAGUGACCAUCGGGGCAGUACUAGCAGCAUUGAUCACGACGAUCGCUGGCUAUCACAGGUAGAAAUCAUAACGCACGCCGGACCUCACCGUCGGCUCUGGAUGGGACCGCAGUUUAUGUUCAAAACAUACAAUACACCAAGCGGAUCCCCCUUGACUUCGAUCGACACCGAUUCGGUGGAGAUUGGUCCCGGAAACAUGGUAAACCGACCGGCUCGCUCCAACCCGAUGAAUAUGCCCAUCUCUGGAGGUAUGAGGCCAUUGGUACCCAUACUCAUUGAAUCUGGAUCAUGUAGUAGCUACGAGCAAAGUCCUCGAAUGAUCAAUAUGCCCGAUUUUCGGCAUCAAGAGAAUCUGGACACGGAAUUUUCUUCGCUGGGACCAGUCGAAUCUCAGCUGCGAGAAGAUCUCGCUGAUGCUAUGCGCGAAUCACCGCUAAUCUCCGGACGAGACACGACAGGCUAUGCGAGCGCCACGCCCAUUCCGGCUGGGCUGUCUUCGGUGUCCUCUUGCUCCUCCACCUCGAUCUACUCGUCGACGCACUCGUUGAACUCGAUCUGUGACCAAAAGCUAUCCCUCCCCGUAGUGGCAGCAGGUGCGCCAUCCCACGGACAAUUGCUGAAACACCACGUAUCGCAUCUGCAGCACCAACAGCAGCAGCAGCAUGAUCAGCACCAUUCGUCGUCACUUCCAACGAUCUGUUCGCGACCUGCUUCGGCAGCGAGUAGUCGAGCGUCCGGUUCGAUGACGAUAACCAAAGUGGUGAACCCGUUGGGAACGGUAACCACCGUUUGCAAUGUCGAAUCGGACGGGGCGGAAUCCGGAUCGGAUCCCCUUGGGGUUCGGGAUUGCGAUGUUUACAUGCAUGAAAACUGUGACGAAGCGCUGUUCAGACCGGUCGUUACCGUACACGGUAUACCGGGGGGACAACACGAACGGCGUGGUUCGUCGCUGGAUCGAUUGAGCUCGCUGGUAGCGGGCGGUGAGGAACCGGCUUCGCUAAUCAGUCGAGAGUUGAUCGUGCCAGUGAUCGAAAAGAAGAAUAUGGUAUACUUUAGCAAGGCCAAGAAGAAAGAAGAAGAGAACUUGGUGGCUAAAUUUGAGGAACUGUCGUCGAUAAACAAGAAGAGUAAAAAGGAUGAACCGAAAGUGAUCGAGGUGAUUCCGGAGGCGACGGAUCGAAAGAUGUCCGGAGAUUUUGUGGAUGUGGAAAUUGUGGAGCGGAAACCGGAGGCACCGAAGGCCGGACGGAAGAAAGAAAAAUCGCCUCCCGUGUCGGCGCGGAAUGAAAGGAAAAAAAAGGAUCCGGAACCAAUUGAAGUAAUCGAGAUAAUUGAUCCCGUUGGGGAGGAACUGCAUCUACCGGCAGUUGAGAAGGUUCCUCGUGGUGGGAAGAAGAAGGACAACGGAAAGAAAAAGGAAGAACCGAAGCAACAACAACAACAACCGACGACGAAAGCGGAAACGAAGCCGUUGAAGGGUGCAGCUGGCAAUGGUGGUGGCCAAACGGGCGGUAGCAAUAGGAAAGAAACCAAGCAAGACAAUCGAAAGCGAAAAGAAAAGUACCAAGCUCCGGUGACGCCGCCAGAAACGGUUCCGGAACCGGAGCUGCGCGAAGCAGCGCCGAUAGAAGACGAUAUGCUCAAAUCGAUCUGUGACGAAUUCCCACCCCUGGAAGCGCUGAAAAUUGAUGAUUUGGAACUGUUUGGAGAGUCGAAUGAACCGGAAAAUUUGAAAGUGACCAGAACGGAAAUUAGCGUUCAGGAAUCGAUGCUUGCUUCUAGUUUGGUUGGGAAUCGCGACGACGAUGAACCGGUCAAGUCGGAUGAUGCCGAGGCAUCGAGUCACGUGCAUGAAGAUGAUGCGGGAAGUAGUGUGGUAGAAGAGAACAAGUGUGUUGAGUUAGUGAAAGAGGAAGAAACGAAAGCAGUGAAGGAGGAAGAGUUUUACGAGAUUUCUACGCGUUAUGAGCUGGAGUUCCCGGAGCCGCUGCCUCCGUUGGAACCGUUGAUUUGUAAAGAUUUGGAGGAUUUGGGUUUCAGCGAGAGUGAGAAGAAGGAGCAGUUUUUGAAGCAGUUGAGUGAGGAAAAGACACUCAUUAAUUUUGAGAGCCCACUCGAAGAGACGGCCAAGGAGAGCGUAAGUGAGCGAGGAAAGUCAAUUUUGGAGGGUAGAAAUAUUGUGUUUGCCAUGUGCUCGAGCUUGAAGGAGAUGGGAGAAUCCAGUGGUUCUCAGUUGUUGGGUGGUACCCGAAGCCUUUCGACGUCGAUGAUGGAACCGGCUGUGCUUAAGCAGCAACUAUCAGUCGAAGGACAGGAUUCGGACUACAAAAGCCUGGAGCUCGAGGUAGAUGACAGUGCUAUGUACAGCUCUCAGCUGCCGGCGUCAUCGGCAUCGGACGACGAUACUUCGAAUUCAAACAACGAUGAGCCGGAAGAUGAAGUCAAACAAAAUGGAAAGCUUCCGCCGCAAGGCGAAGACGAGGACGAGGAACUACAACCACUGAUCUCGAGCAACAAAACGUCAUCUUCGUCGCUGUCGGCUACGGUCGUAAGUACUGUAGUUGGUGGCGGCGGGCCAGGGGACAGUUUGAGCAGCUCCAUGACCACUUCCGGCUUCGUGGCAGCAGCCGGAAGUCCUGCCAAGACAUCAACAACAACGUCAGCACUGCCAACGACGGAAGCGAACCAAAGUGAGGAUAGCGGCAAGCAGAUGGCAACAACAGCAAAGCAAUCCAGCAAUGGUGGCAACAAUGGCAAUAAUGGCAACGGCAAGAAGAAGUCUAAGAAGAAGCGCAAAUAAUUAGCAGCGCAGCGAAUGGUGCUGCUAGCGGCCACCGGUGACGUGCUGCUGGCGCUGGUGAUUGCAGCAUCAUUGCUGGUCCUGCUAUUGCUGUUGUCGUAUCUUCUUCUGCUGCAGCUUUGCUACAUGCUAGUGUUAUAUUUAUUGUAUUAUUUAUAGAAGUUUUCCAUAUCUUUCCCUCUUCCUUGUAACCGAGUUCCUGCCGUGGGCCGUGAGAGCUUUCGAUUGUCCUAAGCGGAAGCUUUUCCCACGGCUGCGGAUGCGGUGACAGUUAAAAUUAUGUUUUUUUGUUUAUUAGUAAAGUCCUCCACUUUCUAGAAACAGUCAAAAUUUGUCCGCAGUUAACUCAGAUUGACAAGGUAUUUAUUAUUUUAGAAAAUCAGAUAACGAGCACCUAGGGAGUGAGCGGUUUAUCUGUGAAAAGCAUGGCGAAGUUCCAAGCACGUAACCGAAACGUCAGACGGUGACAUGUUUCGUUGCUUGACAGAUAGACUGCUCGCUCGCAAAUAGAGACACAGCGACCCUCUCCUUUGUAAUCGCAUCGUCAACUUGUUCAUAUAGGUUAUUUAUGAAAAACUUCUUUAAUUUUUACUGCAACAAACGAACUAAUUUUGUUAACAAACUUUUAGUCAUGUUUUAAGUAUUUUAUACGAAGUAAACCGUUCAAAACUGCGUAGAAGUUUUAAGGGCAUUGUUGAAACAAAACAAAAAAUACGAAAGAAAUCUGUAUUAUCUAAACACAAAUAUUAGAUAAGAGACCUGCACAUCCCUCAACUGUUAAGGUUGUUUAGAUUGUUUUUCGUUUGCGGUAAUUUAACAUUUGGAAUCUUCAAUUUUGUCCCCAAGAAAUCCUUUGAAAUU
Molecule: messenger RNA, 6566 nt
Organism: Ochlerotatus camptorhynchus
Lineage: Eukaryota; Metazoa; Arthropoda; Insecta; Diptera; Culicidae
Product: breast carcinoma-amplified sequence 3 homolog
Exons: 8
Coding region: 801-5705 (1634 amino acids)
Biological process (GO): response to starvation; autophagy
Cellular component (GO): cytoplasm
Molecular function (GO): protein binding
Source: RefSeq, a predicted model, not a curated record